Aspergillus costaricaensis CBS 115574 is the source of this 958-nucleotide messenger RNA. RefSeq names its product tetratricopeptide repeat protein 1. Gene Ontology annotation, molecular function: protein binding. The record is from RefSeq and is a predicted model, not a curated record. The coding region runs from base 38 to 868 and encodes 276 amino acids. The transcript is spliced from 3 exons. Lineage: Eukaryota; Fungi; Ascomycota; Eurotiomycetes; Eurotiales; Aspergillaceae.
CAGACACUUGGUGAGCCUACAAACUAUCAGGACAGAUAUGACAAACGACGCGAAGCAAAAAGCCGACAAUGCGGCUAACAGUGACGGUGAAGAAGAAGAGGACGUGUUUCACGAUGCGCGCUUCCCCGCCGAAGAAGAAACGCGACUCUUAGAAGAAUCCCAUACCAUCAAAGCUGAAGCCAAUAAACUAUUUACCGCAGCGUGUUAUGACCAAGCUAUCUCGUGCUACGACCGCGCCCUCGCCUCAUGCCCCAACUACCUCGACUACGAAGUCGCCGUUCUGCGAAGCAACAUGGCCGCAUGUUAUCUAAAACUCGAAGACUGGAAAGCGUCUGUCGACUCAGCGACAGCAUGCAUCGAUCGCUUGGAUAAGGUGAUUCCUCCUGCGACAGGGGCAGCAGAUGCGGAGGGUGUCAAGGGAAAGCAGCCGCAAGAGUCGAGUGGCGAAGACGCCGUAGUCGAGAUAACGGGUGAUGAUGAUGAAGCCGAGGAAGAGCUGAAGAGGUUACAAAAAGAAGAUGAGAGGAAACGGGAUGUGCUGCGUAUUCGCGCAAAGGCGCUCAUGCGACGGGCGCGGGCGAAAAUGCAGCUCGGCGGCUGGGGGAACCUGCAAGGGGCGGAAGAGGAUUAUAAGGAACUGGCUGCGAUGGAUAAUCUUCCACCGGACGAUAAGCGUGUUGUGCAGAAGGCUCUUCGGGAGUUGCCUGCGAAGAUCGGUCAAGCGAGGGAGAAGGAGAUGGGGGAGAUGAUGGGGAAGCUCAAGGAUCUGGGUAAUGGAUUCCUUAAGCCGUUCGGGCUGUCGACAGAUAACUUCAACUUUGUGCAGGAUCCGAAGACGGGUGGAUAUAGCAUGAACUUCCAGUCAUGAACUUUCAGUUGGUUGAUGUGCUGAUAGAUUUGCUCUUUUUGGUGCAUCGCGGAGUUUGGAUUCAUGAUAGUUGAGCGUCAUAUAAAUUAG